UUAAAGUGUAAAAUUUUACUGAACAAUUUAUGCUGUUUUGGAAAUAUAUUAUUUGGAAAAUAUGAACCAGCUGUGCAAAGUGUGCGGCGAACCGGCGGCUGGUUUUCAUUUUGGGGCUUUCACUUGCGAGGGCUGCAAGUCCUUCUUUGGCCGCACCUACAACAACAUCGCGGCAAUAGCAGGAUGCAAACACAAUGGCGAUUGUGUGAUCAACAAGAAGAAUCGUACGGCUUGCAAGGCCUGCCGCCUGCGCAAGUGCCUCCUCGUGGGAAUGUCCAAAAGUGGCUCCCGCUACGGCCGAAGAUCAAACUGGUUCAAGAUCCACUGUCUCCUCCAGGAGCAGCAGACGACGGCGGGAGCGGGAGGUGGAAGCGCCUCAGGUGGUGGCGGAAACGGUGGUGUAAGCAGCGCCAGCCUGGAGCAACUGGCUCGCCUGCAGCAGGCUAGUAACCAGGCGCGGCAAACGUACCAGGACAAGACCAAUCCCUGCAUCAAGUCCGCCACUUCCACAUCGCCGAGAAUCGAAGGAGCCGCUGUGGGAGCCGGAGUGGGUGUCGGAGCCGCCUCACCAUCCUUCCUGCAGGCGGCCAAGUUCCAUCAUCAUCACCAGCAUCAGCAUCAGCGGCACUUGAAGCUGGAAUCCCGCCUUAGCAACACGCCCAGUGACUCCGGAGCCUCCUCCGCUGGGGAUCCUAACGAAGAUGGAGCCACCAGUGUGCUCAGUGGUCACAUUGCCACAACAACAACCAACGCUGGCAAUCUGCCACGUUUUGAUCUGAGGAAUCCCAGCUUUCCAGCCAGCUCCGAACCGGAUGCGGAUCUGCAGCGCCAGCGACACCAGGAGCUGCUCGAGAUCUUUCGCAGUCACUCGGAGCCGCUGUACAGCUCCUUUGCACCAUUUAGCCACCUGCCACCCGUACUCCUUGCCGCCGGAGUUCCGCCACUGCCCAUUUUCAAGGAUCAAUUCAAGGCGGAGCUGCUGUUUCCCACUUCCAGCAGUCCGGAGCUGGACGAGCCUAUCGAUCUGUCGCUAAGAUCACGUCCGGAUCCGGCUAGUCCGGUGGCUCGCAGUUCCAAUAGUCCUAGCUUGAGUGAACCCGCUGCUGCAAGUCAUUGCUUAGGGGAAUCCCCGACCUUUGCGCGCAAGACCACGCCCCUCGAUCUCACUCUGGUGAGAUCACAGACCCUGACGGGCUGA
Messenger RNA from Drosophila serrata, 1198 nucleotides. RefSeq names its product eagle (gene eg). Gene Ontology annotation, molecular function: DNA-binding transcription factor activity; zinc ion binding; sequence-specific DNA binding. Lineage: Eukaryota; Metazoa; Arthropoda; Insecta; Diptera; Drosophilidae. Gene Ontology annotation, biological process: regulation of DNA-templated transcription. The record is from RefSeq and is a predicted model, not a curated record.